AUGCCACGCAUCAAAAAAAAAAAGACCAGAGCAGAGGGCCUCACCCGCGUCCGCAACAACCAGUGCCGCUGCCGACAGCGACAACGCGACUGUGUGGCUGACUUGGAGCGAAGGAUAGUAUCACUUGAGAACACCACGGCGCGGGAAAUCAGCACACUGCAAUCUAUGACGGAUGUGCUGCGCCAGGAGAGUGAACAGCUCAAAGCCUUUGUCGAUGCUUCUUUAGGCGUCGAGGACACGGACAUGGUCCCUUCCACCCACGUAUCCGGUCUAGCGUGGGCAAAGUAUAAUGACGCAGACACGACCGUGUGGACGGUAGCCCUGGAGUUGGUCAUCGGCUACAACACGAAGAACCUCAGUAUCUCCGAGCUGGAUCUGCGUCUGCGAGGCGGAUAUCGCUGCGCGCGGUUCCUUUGGGAGGGCUGCCGUAUGGCCAACCAGGUUUUGUUCGCUGUUUUUGCUGAGGUGAUUGAAUGAUCGAUGCAUUCAGAGUUCCCAAGCUCAAUGGGAAGGGCCAUAACCCCCGGGCCGCAGAAGGGAUGUCCAGGCUUUGAUUGUUCUCCGCAGCGGG
This is a messenger RNA of Aspergillus fijiensis CBS 313.89, 571 nucleotides long. RefSeq lists its product as uncharacterized. Bases 1 to 477 code for a protein of 158 amino acids. The transcript has 4 exons. Lineage: Eukaryota; Fungi; Ascomycota; Eurotiomycetes; Eurotiales; Aspergillaceae. The record is from RefSeq and is a predicted model, not a curated record.